CACCCAAAUAUCGUCAUACCAAACCCAAUUUCUGAAGAUCAUCAACAUGACCGACUACCCCCGAAUUCUCGUCCUCGACGUUGGUCUCUCAGCCGAACCACCCCUCCUCCAAGCAGGCCAAGUUCUCGAGUUCAAUCCAAACGACACCACCAAGCAACUACGAGUCCUAGUCCCCAGCCAAGUCCUCCCGGAUGGCAUCGCUGUCGACUCUGCCAGGCAACGCAUGUUCUGGACCUGCAUGGGCUUUCCCGGGAAAUGGGACGGAGCGGUUUACUCGUCCGCCCUGGAUGGUACUGAUGUGCAGACCAUCGUGGCACCUGGGAAAGUGAACACACCGAAGCAGUUGACCUUGGACGAGACCGCGAAGAAGGUCUACUUCUGUGACCGUGAGGGUCUGGGUGUGUACCGGUGUAACUUUGACGGAUCUGAACUCGAGGCUUUGAUUCUGAAUGGUAAACCUACCACGCCACCUGAUGUGUCUUCAUGGUGCGUUGGAAUCACCGUUGCGCCGUCGCUGGGCAAAUUCUUCUGGACGCAAAAGGGAUACUCGAAAUCCGGACAGGGGCGCAUCUUCUCCGCCAACAUCGAUAUGCCUGCUGGCCAGUCAGCAACUUCGCGUGAUGAUAUCCAAGUCGUUCUACCAGGCCUGCCGGAACCCAUUGAUCUCGAAUUCAACGAGGCCUCUAGUACAUUAUACUGGACUGAUCGUGGUGAAGUGCCGUUUGGAAACUCGCUGAACCGGGCCCGGUUGGAUGAGUCGGGCAUGCCAACGACAACCAUGACAGCUUCUGCUUCAUUUACUGCGGAGGUGCAGGAGAGGAAAUAUGAGAUUCUUACAAGGAACUUGAAUGAGGCUAUUGGUUUGAAGUUGGAUGUUGAGCGGGGGCAUAUUUAUUUGACCGAUUUGGGAGGUAGUGUUUAUCGGUGUGAUUUGGAGGGGAAGGGUAAGGAGAGGUUGUAUCUUGAGGAUUCGAGGGCGUUUACUGGGAUUGCUCUUCUGUGAUAUUUUUUUCUGUUUUAUGUUAAUAGAGGUUCUUAAUAAGAAUAAAUAGACUUCUUUCC
Molecule: messenger RNA, 1062 nt
Organism: Aspergillus ruber CBS 135680
Lineage: Eukaryota; Fungi; Ascomycota; Eurotiomycetes; Eurotiales; Aspergillaceae
Product: YWTD domain-containing protein
Exons: 1
Coding region: 47-1003 (318 amino acids)
Source: RefSeq, a predicted model, not a curated record